Cannabis sativa is the source of this 2319-nucleotide messenger RNA. RefSeq names its product diacylglycerol O-acyltransferase 1B. The transcript is spliced from 16 exons. Gene Ontology annotation, cellular component: endoplasmic reticulum membrane; chloroplast envelope. Gene Ontology annotation, molecular function: diacylglycerol O-acyltransferase activity. NCBI's taxonomy places the organism in Eukaryota, Viridiplantae, Streptophyta, Magnoliopsida, Rosales, Cannabaceae. Gene Ontology annotation, biological process: triglyceride biosynthetic process. The record is from RefSeq and is a predicted model, not a curated record. Bases 296 to 1939 code for a protein of 547 amino acids.
GAAGGUGAAGUUUUCUUUGCCUUCCCAAAAAUAAAAAUUAAAUAAUAAUAAUAAAAAAACUUUACUUAGCUUUGCAAUACAUUACAAUAUUACAUAUAUAGAUAUAUAUACACAUAAUAUAUUUUACAUAGAUUCACCGCCACUGGCGAGAUAUAUAUCUCUGGGUUUUUCCUUUAGACGAAUUUAGAGUUGUCAAUGGAGAAUUUCUUUUCAUAAUUAUUUUCUCACUGCAUUUUCCAAACAAAACUCGUACUGUUAUCUUAUCUUUUAAGCUUAUUUGGAGCUCUUCCUUUUCAUGGCGAUUUCAGAUUCGCCUGAAAGCGUAGGUACCACCGUUACCAACUCCAUCGAUACUAAUCACAACGACGUUUCAGAUCUCAAAGUCUCCUCGAUUCGGAGGAGACCUAACGCUGGCGUUACAGAAGCUUCAUCUGAUUCUAGUUCAGGGACCAGCUCUCCUCUUCUUCCUCUUGACGCCGAUAAUUCUCUUAAAGAUUUGGUUGCCGACUCGGCUAGUGAUGUCUCUUCCGUUGGCCGUGUCAGCGACAACGAUGGAGAUCGGAUUCCCGCCGUGGACUUUGCCACGGACGCUGUUGAUACGAAGGAGAGCCCGGAGAAGGUUCGUAAUGGUGAGGAUCAAGGACAUGAUUUCUCGGCUAUGAAAUAUUCUUACAGGCCGUCAGCUCCUGCUCAUCGGAGAGUGAAGGAGAGUCCUUUGAGCUCAGACGCAAUCUUCAGACAGAGCCAUGCUGGUCUUUUCAACCUCUGUAUAGUAGUACUUGUUGCUGUCAACAGUAGACUCAUUAUUGAGAAUUUAAUGAAGUAUGGUUGGUUAAUCAAAUCUGGCUUUUGGUUUAGUUCAACAUCGUGGCGGGAUUGGCCUCUUUUUAUGUGUUGUCUUACUCUUCCACUAUUCCCACUUGCGGCAUUUACAGUUGAGAAGUUCGUUCAAAAAAAGUACAUAUAUGAGCCUGUUGUUGUUUUUCUUCAUGUGAUUAUUAGCACCACAGCAAUUCUGUGUCCCGUUUUUGUUAUUCUCAGGUGUGAUUCAGCUGUACUUUCUGGCUACGCGCUGAUGAUGUUGGCCUGUAUUGUAUGGCUGAAGCUGGUCUCUUAUGCGCAUUCAAGUUAUGAUAUGAGAGCACUUUCCAGAUUAAUUGAAAAGGGAGAAGUUCUACCCAGUUCAUUGAAUGUAGAUUACAAUUACAACGUUAGCCUCAAAAGUUUAGCAUAUUUCAUGGUUGCUCCAACAUUAUGUUACCAGCCAAGCUAUCCUCGUACAGCAUACAUUCGAAAGGGUUGGGUCUUUCGUCAACUUGUCAAACUGAUAAUUUUUACAGGAGUUAUGGGGUUUAUCAUUGAACAGUACAUUAAUCCUAUCGUGAAGAACUCCCAGCAUCCGCUAAAGGGGAACCUGUUGUAUGCCAUAGAGAGGAUUUUGAAGCUUUCAGUUCCUAAUUUAUAUGUGUGGCUCUGCAUGUUCUAUUGUUUUUUUCACCUCUGGUUAAACAUACUAGCUGAGCUUCUUCGAUUUGGUGAUCGAGAAUUCUACAAGGAUUGGUGGAAUGCAAAAACAGUGGAGGAGUAUUGGAGAAUGUGGAAUAUGCCUGUUCAUAGAUGGAUGGUCCGCCAUAUCUAUUUACCAUGCAUAAGAAAAGGAAUACCAAAGGGAGGUGCCAUUUUGAUUGCAUUCCUAGUUUCUGCUGUUUUUCACGAGUUAUGUAUUGCAGUUCCCUGUCACAUUUUCAAGUUAUGGGCGUUCAUUGGAAUUAUGUUUCAGGUUCCCUUGGUAUUGAUUACAAAUUACCUGCAAAAUAAGUUCAGAAACUCAAUGGUGGGAAAUAUGAUAUUCUGGUUCAUUUUCUGCAUUCUCGGGCAACCGAUGUGUGUGCUCCUAUAUUACCAUGAUGUGAUGAACCGAAAAGGGACAAAUGAAUAACCAUGGAGCUCUGCUGUAUAAUCUGACCGUAGUUUAGAUCACUCGAAACCGUAAGUUGUCAUUGAUGUGCUUAAAACUCCAUGGAUUCUUCAAGGCAACUCGACUCAUGUGGCAGCGUGUUUAAAUUCUACGACCAUGUAGGAUGCAGCGAGCUUCCACAGACAUUUCCUCUAUUCGAUUUCUCUUGAGCGGAUUUUUUUCUGACCCAGUCGACUAACACAUACAACGCUUUGAGAGUAAAAAGUACCACAAUUUUUAGGCCUCAGUUUAAUUAAUACUUGUCUGGUCUAAUUUACUAUUGUGGAGAAAGCUUGUAAUUUGUAAACGUUUCAUGAUCAAACUUGGUUAGAGGCCAAAAUACAACAUAUUUUUUCAUAUAA